This is a messenger RNA of Pogona vitticeps (central bearded dragon), 1566 nucleotides long. RefSeq names its product parkin coregulated (gene PACRG). Gene Ontology annotation, cellular component: vesicle; neuron projection; cytosol. The record is from RefSeq and is a predicted model, not a curated record. Lineage: Eukaryota; Metazoa; Chordata; Lepidosauria; Squamata; Agamidae. Gene Ontology annotation, molecular function: Hsp70 protein binding; Hsp90 protein binding.
CCGUCGCCGGAAAUUAUUCAUUAUUCCGAUUCUUUUUGGAAAGUUAUCGCUUGCACGGGGUUUUAGCCCAGCGCAACUUUCCCAGUUAGUCCUUGCUAUCCUCAACGUCUUCGCCACUUCGAAAUCUGGAGGCAGGAAAAUCGCCUAGUAACUGAGGGCAAAACAAAAGGGUGUCGACUUCAGUUGUCACUACCGAGCAUGCGCACCCACCGUGCGCGUAUUCAGCCGGAUCGAGGUUUCUUGACAAGAGUAGAAUUCUUGCGCUGCGCGGCCUGGCUGUUGAUACGUUGCCUAGCAACCAAGUAGUUGGGAGCGAGUUGAUGUUAGAAACAGGCCAAUUUUCCCACAUCCGGAGUCCACGCCGGGGCUAAAGGAGAGCUAAUGUAGGGGGACGGGAAUUAGGAGGCUUGGGGAUUGUUGGUUUAUUUCAUUUUUAUCGUUUGAAUUGCUUUCGUCCCUGAGUUAUUUUAUUUUCCCUCUUGCUUCCAAAUCCUGCCAUCUGAAACGAUGGUGGCAGAGAAAGAGGGCGUGAGCCCCCACAAAGGCAGACCGCCCCAAUUGCAGGAGCCACUGCGACAGGCGAAAAGAACUAAGAAGCAGAUCAGCGACGGAUUCACCGUCAAAGCCAUGAUGAAAAACACGGUGGUGAAAGGUCCCCCGGCUGCAGGAGCAUUUAAGGAGAGACCAACAAAGCCCACAGCCUUUCGCAAGUUUUAUGAGCGAGGUGACUUCCCAAUUGCCCUUGAGCAUGAUACAAGGGGAAACAAAAUAGCCUGGAAGGUAGAGAUUGAAAAGUUGGACUAUCAUCACUAUUUGCCACUGUUUUUCGAUGGUCUGUGUGAAAUGCAAUUUCCCUAUGAAUUCUUUGCUCGGCAAGGCAUCCAUGAUAUGCUGGAGCAUGGGGGUAACAAGAUUCUUCCUGUCAUUCCUCAGCUCAUUAUUCCAAUAAAAAAUGCGCUGAACCUUCGAAACCGACAGGUCAUCUGCAUAACGCUCAAAGUCCUUCAGCACCUGGUUGUGUCUGCUGACAUGGUGGGGGAAGCCUUAGUGCCCUAUUAUCGACAGAUUCUCCCCAUUUUAAACAUCUUUAAGAAUAAGAAUGUGAAUUCAGGAGAUGGCAUUGACUACAGCCAACAGAAGCGUGAAAAUAUUGGAGACUUGAUUCAAGAGACCCUGGAAGCCUUUGAGCGCUACGGCGGUGAAGAUGCUUAUAUAAACAUUAAGUACAUGGUCCCAACCUAUCAGUCGUGCUUGUUAAACUAACCAAGGGGGAGUGAUGUCAUUUGCAUUCCCAAGCUCUGCUUCAACAUUUCGUAACUCUUGCUUUCUCUACAUCUACUCAAACAACUGCUUCUGGGCCUUUGGACUGUUUGGUACUAUUGUUAACCAGUCUUUCCAAUUCAUAAAUAGUGCCUGUUUCUUUGAUUACAAUGGUGCACUGUGUUUAUUUGUUCUGCAGAAGAAUUGCUUCUUUAUCACAAACGCAGAGCAGGGCAGGCGACAGAGUCGAACCUUCACUUGUACGGACAAUAAAACUAUAAUUUUCAUACACAAUUCGGCAAUUGC